AUGAAUAUUCCUGGUUUUCUACAAGAGAAGGUUCUCGGAAAGGGUUCAUACGGUACAGUCUACAAAGCGAAACGAAUAGCUAAUGAUCAAUCAUAUGCUGUUAAGAUUGUUAAUACAGCAGGAAUGUGCAAAAGAGAAUUAGAAGAUUCAGUCAACGAAAUCAGAUUGAUGGCAUCAUUUAACUCACCAUUCAUUAUAAGUUUCUAUGAAGCAUUUGCAUUACAAACACGUUUAUGCGUUAUUACGGAAUACGCACGCUUAGGAGAUCUUUCCAAACUCAUUGAUAGAAGGAAAAGGACAAAUAGACCACUCCUUGAAGAUGAUAUUUGGAGAUUCCUGAUUCAAGUUACAGAAGGUCUCAGAGUUCUCCAUGAGAAAGGAGUUGUUCAUAGAGAUAUCAAGAGUGCUAACUUACUUCUUUGCGCACCAGAUUUAGUUAAAAUUGGUGACUUGGGAAUUAGUACAAUCCUCCACUCUCAUCAAUUCGCUAAAACUCAGAUAGGUACACCAUUGUAUCUUGCACCUGAAAUCUGGCGUCGUCGCCCAUACGAUGCCAAGUGUGACAUGUGGUCUCUUGGAGUAGUUCUCUAUGAAAUGCUCAACUUUUCCUUCCCAUUCAUUGCAAAUUCAACAGAGGAGUUAGGCCGCCGUAUUCUUGCUGGUAGAAUUGGCCCAAUUAGAAACGGUUAUUCAUCUGAGAUUCAGAAUAUUGUCAACUUAUUACUUCAAACAAAUCCUGAUAACAGACCAAGUUCUGAGGAACUUAUGAAUAUGCCAUGCAUUAAGAAUAGAAUGCACUUGAUUGCUUCUUUGCUCCCAGAAGAACAGCAACUUUUACAUUCUCAUGAUGAUUUUGAUAUUUUACCAACAAUCAAAGUUCCAAGAAAGAUCAAUCAGUGUGCAUUCCCAGCCCCAAACUAUGAAGAUGAUAAGGAUUUGGUCAGACCUAUGGCAGAAAGAUUACAUGUCAAAGGAGGUCCAGCAACAGAAAAAGACGCUGAUUUAAUAUCCACAAGAGAAUUAAUGAUGGUUGCUGAUCAUGAUUGGUGGUCACCAAAGAAGCUCAAAAUCAGUGAUGAAAUUGAAUCUGAUAGACGUGAGAGCAAACCUUUAUCACAGAGAUCUCCUAGUGUUCCACCAAUUAUACAACAGCCAAAGGUACCAAUAAUCAUCCAACCAAAGCCUAAACCAGUUCCAAGGCAUAUAAUUCACAGACAAAAUGAUGAAAAUGUAAAUCCACAAAAACAACCAAUCCAUAAUAAGAUUUACAAGCCACAACCUCCAGCAGAAGCCAGAUGGCCACCAGCAAACUACUAUGCUCCAAGACCAUCCCCGAGAUAUUGCUUCGCAAACAAAAUACCUCCUCGGGCUUAUCCACCAAAACAAUCAAAUGUCAACGCAGCGCCACGAGGACAAUAUAAGUAUGUUAUUCCGCCAUGGGCAUGA
Trichomonas vaginalis G3 is the source of this 1446-nucleotide messenger RNA. Its product is annotated as protein serine/threonine kinase protein. Gene Ontology annotation, biological process: protein phosphorylation. Lineage: Eukaryota; Parabasalia; Trichomonadida; Trichomonadidae. The record is from RefSeq and is a predicted model, not a curated record. Gene Ontology annotation, molecular function: protein kinase activity; ATP binding. The transcript has a single exon. Bases 1 to 1446 code for a protein of 481 amino acids.